AUGGAAGAGGACGACGACCCUUUAUGGCGAACAGAGGCUGCGGUCAAGCCAAAGUCCCUGAACGAGGACCCCUUUAAUGUUUUCGCAGAGGAGCAGGCCGUGGAGGCCUGCAAGGUGGGUUUCGAGGUAGCUACCGAACUCCUGGAGACUGACUUGGUCUUCACCUCGUGUGGAAGCCUUGUGAAAGGCACACCCGAUGGUGGCUUCGUGGACACCGACGGUCUCUUGAGGUUAGUUCAGGUGGUGCGAGUGCCCCUCUUACCGGACAUGGACGAAGAUGAGGUUGCGGAUGUGCUUUUCGACACUGUGCUUGCAAAGGUGGUGAAGUCGCAGACAUGGAUGAAGGAGCGCACUGAUGCCGAAACUCAUGUCACAUGUUCGACUUUUAGCGGCCAGGAUAGGAAAGCCAUCGCCCUCCUGGUGCAACGAAGGCUCCUCUUGAGCCAUCACGCCACCAACCGCUCGCUUGGCCACCUCCUAAUGGGCCGCGGCGGACCCAAGUACAACGAUAAGCCAUGGAAGGAGCCAUGGAAGGGCAAGGGCGAAGGGAAAGGAGGCGACUCGCGCCACGAUGGCAAAUGGUCGCUAUGGCCUGGUGCCUACAAGGCAUCGCCGCGUGGGGGGCGACCGGACAAGAACGACAAGCAGAAGCCCCCAGCCUUUCCGGCCUACGAUGCCUCCUGGCGCCAAGCUGCCCAGAUGAUGGAAGUUUCGACUUUGCCAUCCUCCCAGGCAGGUGGUCGCGGUAUAGUCCGAGAUGUGCAAGGAGCCGUAAACGCAGCUCGACGGUUCGAGCAGAAGCUGGCGAAGUCCCGCAAGGAGCUCCUGCAAAAGGGCCAAGCAUGGGACUCCUGGGUGCUUCAGAUGCGGAGCUCCUACCACAAAGGAUCCUGGCUGCGGCUCCUCCGGGCAUUUCUACCCCAGUGCGGGCUACCACGACGGCCCCGCGCACGCCGCCCGGUCCUGUUCCUGCAGCUCCUCGUGGCGACACUCCUUCGCAAGCGGGUGUCAACGACCCUUAUCUCGUGCCUGGCGGAGCUGGAACUGCGAUGGUCCCCGACCCACUGCAACCUUCUGGAUUGGUGGAUCCGAGGAAGCCACCACAGCAUCCACAACUGCCAGAUCGAUCUGCAGCCCAGUCAGCCCUUGCAGGCAAGCUUUCCGAGAAGCGGCCGCCCUGGGCCUGUUCCGGCGGACACAGGACAGGCCCUUCUAGACGACGACCCGGACGAGAUGUUUGCUACAUUCUCACCUGGGCUGCCAGGGCGAAUUGAGUACAGAGCUUCAUUGGGGAAGCUCUGUAAGGGAUUUCCCCUGUGGAAUUUCCUAAGCCUUUUCUCUGUUGGCGCUUGCCCCAAGGUGCUGGGGUCUGGUCGGCACCUCCCGGUCUUGCCGAGGUACAACGCUGCCACUCCGCUUGGACCCUUCGGGUUGAAGGAGUUACACUGUCUGUUGUAUGCACCAGGCUAUGCCUCGGAACACCACGACAUAAGCCUGUCCCUGCCGGCCCUAGUCGAUUCUGUCCUCCAGAGCUUGGCCUCCCGAUCAAGCCUUUUGAUGAGGCUGGCGACGGCUCAAAUCGUGCCGGUGCGGCCGCAGCCUGAGGAAGGGUAUGCCUCUUUGGUGGUUUGCCCCCUCUGGGUUUCCCGUUCGCACAAAGCGGUAGUAGUCCUGGACUUCUCGGCCUUUGAGGGGCCUACAUAUGCCUGCAUUGUGCCGUCCUGUUUGGCAUACGAGGACCUGGACUUUUUUGUGCAGAAACACAUCUGUGAUCCUUGGUCAGUCUUCAUUGGGGAUGCCUCACGGCCCCUUCCUUUUGGUGAUUCCUGCUCUGUUCAAAAUGGCACCCUUGUGACCUUCGUCCAAGCUGAUACCGUGCAUUGGGGGCUGCCUCCCUUGGAGCACUUCCUGCUUUCGCCGGACGAAUGGAUUGAAUGCCCACGCAAGGUACGGAAGGAGUUGCCAUCCGAUCACUGGCUGCUCUUUCUUGAAGAAGACCAAGGUUGGAGUACCCGACUACUGCCUCAUGAUGGUGACUUCGAUGAUGAGCUGUGCAGUGUCAUCGCAACGAAGAUGCAUCGCCGCGUUGAAUCUGUUUCCUUCUGCAUGCCUGAGGCGGGUACCAACCCGGCAAUAGUUUUCGAUGGGUACGCUACCUCUCGCAUAAUCGCAGCCACUUUCAAAAAUGCUGGAGCCAGCACCCCUGAAUGCGUUGUAUUCCUUGACGCGCGGCAGAUGGGCAAGUCUCUCCGAUGCCUUAAGGUGCGAACACCCCUGCUGACAAUGCGUGAGGCUGUCCAAUCGCUUUGCCUUGUGCCAGUUUCGGGAUUUCGUAGCUACGCAGAGCACCCGCGCUUAGAGGUCGAAGGCCUUGCUAUUGCCAAUGGCAAUAUUGUGGCGCUCGGUCUAGAAACCGACCCUAAUGCCCUAAGUCCGCGUUCUGCUGAGCGCUUGUCGGGCGCCGCGAGUUUGCACCCUAGUGCGUCUGGUGAGCGCAUCCCCCUUACCGAGCCUGGUGGGGGCCUUCUUAUGGAGGCUAGUGAUGACCGGGCAGCCAAGAGUGCCACAGUUCGCUUCCUAGUGUGUGCGCCAGCGUUUGCUAUUGAGCAGGUCGAUGUCAAGUUGGAUUUGCCUUGCUCAGUGCAUGCAGCUGGCCAACUGCUAGCGAACGCUCGGGGUGAGACCAACGCGCGGCGUUUCGAGUAUCUUGUGCCAGCCAAGCCUCAGCCUGAUUUAGGUUUUGCCGUUGUCUUGGCGGCGCCCUUAUGGGCCGAACUUCAGGUCUUUGUGCUGGUUGAUACGCGUCUCCUUGACUCGCGCAUGUUUCUUUUCGAGUCUGGAGACCGCUUGAGCCGGCAGGCAUUCCUCACCAAAAUCAGCGUUAUUGACCGGCCAGGUUUGCGCAUUUUUGUGCGCGGUUACUUUGUGCCAGAGGCAGAGGUCAUCAUCUUCGCUCAAGGUGAUACCGUUAGUGUGCUACCCCCUGGUACACCCCUUGGGUACAUGACAGACCUCGAUUACCUCCUAAAUGAGCAGUCUUGGCGAGAUCUAGCCCCUGUGCACCUUGCUGGGCCGUCGCCCUCGGCAUUUGGCUUGCUCUUUGAUGAAGGUUUCAAAGUUGUCGAAUUCGACCUUUCCAAGGUGCAGUCAGGUCGUGAUUUCAAGAUUGCCACAGCCUGCUUCUUGCAAUAUGAUCUGGGUCGAGUGCGAUUUCAGCCAGCUGACCCUAAAAUCCGAGACUUCGCCCAUCGCGGCCAAGGAUGCCAGGCCAUUUUUGUUGCAACUGAGGCUAUCCCGCAUUCAGCGGUCGGUGGAGACCCCAACACGAACCUCAACAUUCUUUUCUUCGACCUUCGAGCCCUGCUGCGUGGGCUUGAAUGGCGCAUCCAUGAGGGUGAAACCCUGCUGCUAGCCCCUCUUGUCAGAGAGUUCUCGGCUGGCAAACCAGCUGGGUACGAGGUUGUGAUCACCGGGGGCACCCCGAUUGACUCUGGACAGGGCCCGGCUCUCCGUGUCUCCCCUGGGAGUGUCAUUGUCGUUGAGUACUAUCAUGACUUUCUCAAUGAGCCAUACUCUAUCGACGUUGACUCAGCAGACAUUCCCGACAAUGAUCAUGACGAGGAAGAGGAAGAGGAAUCGAGCUCAACUUCCUCCUCUUCUUCCACUCCUGCAAGGAUAGGUGCGCGAAACCGUAUUAGAUCCCGGUCUGAGGGUCGUUUGCGGUCGCGGUCCCGAGGCCGCACUCAUGUUCAUCAUGUCACCCUGAUGCCUGGGCUUCCGCAUCAUAGGUGCCAGCCAGCUCAUAGGUGUGGACACGUCCGGUCCAGUCCCUACCCCCCUGCCGGCUUACCGACAGCUGUCCUGAUGUUAGCAAGUCUCUCAUUGGCCCAAGCUACACACCUGCGUACAGGCGUACCGGACAGCCUUGUGGCCUGGGGACAGCUGCACGUACAAGCUUUUCUUGCCCUUCUCGGUAGCCUGUCCGGCUACAUUGCCUGCAAGUGGUUAGCUGAACCCACUUCGUCGAGAGCAGAUUUGCGUCAGGCAAUCGCGUUCCUCCGUUUCUCUGCACCGAUGAUGGGCACCACGUGGAGGUAUGUUCCGGAUGCUGACGCGGAAUUCAUACAUGUUUCCGGGGACUCCGAUUCAGAGGGCUCGACUGAGGAUGAUCCAGUGAUCUGGGCGCACUUUGCCAUUGCUGUGCCUGGAUACACAUUGGAGCGUGUGCUUGUUGCCUUACGUUUUCCGGCUACGAUUGAAGAGGCACUUGCCGCGGUAAGGCAGGCUAGGCGCCCCGCAGAAGCGGGCCUCUUCCCGACUUUGAUUGCCGCUGACCCGCAGCCUUGUCCGGGAGCCGGCCUGCUCCUUGCCUUGCCUGAACGGGAGCUCCCCCGUUGCAUGAUCUGUGUUGACGCCACGCUUUUUGACCGGCGGUUGUUUUCCGUUCUUGCGCCAGCAUAUGUGUGUCGCUCGCAGCUGCUUGCACUUGCCAAUUUUCAGGACAAUCUGGGUGUGCAAGUCUUCCUUGGCAGCGACCAGCAACCCCUUGCCAACGAAGAAAUGCAGCACGUGCGCUCCGGAACUACAGUCUCUUUCCUUCCGCUUGAUGUGGGGCGGCAACAUCCUUUUUCCUUGGGUCAGCUUUUGGCCUCAAGGUACUCCUGGAGUCAGCACUCUUCCAUCCCAGCCCUUGAGGAUGCUAAUGCCUAUUGCCUUGCGUACGACUGGGAGACUAUACUGCAUAUUGCUGAUCCGCGCCAUCCCACCGACUACCGCCGUCACAUUGCUGCUUGCGUCGGAGCUGACAGCCGUUCGCUUAAACUCUGUCCGGCGGCACCGCGCGUUGACAAUGUAGUCCUGGAUGGGGUUCUGUGCAGGACCGCAAUCGCAGUAUGUGCCGCUACACAGGGUGCGGCUCCAGUCAGGGUUGGCGUCUUGAUUGACGCACGCGCGCUCCUAAUGGGCUGGCGUUCCAUUAGUCUGUUAGAUGGAUGGAUCCGGCCAAAUCGGGUUCUAGGUGAUUAUAGUCAGGAUGUGCCCCCUGGCUGGGUUCUACGAAUCCGGGAUGUUCCUGAACGAGCUGAGUUUAUCCACGUCCACGACGGACAGGUCCUAACCCUCUGCAUUCAUAAGAUCUUGCCAGCCGAGCCUGCUCGACUCGUCCAUCAUGCCCCUGACACUGCCAACACGGCGCCCGCGGGGAGUGCCCAUGCCGACGCAGCGCCGAGCGUGCCGCGUGUAGGUAGUGCAGGCGAGGCAUACCCUGAUGAUGCGCUUAAUGCGGCCGCCCCUGGUUUUGGCGAGGCUCUCGAAGUUGUAGACCCUGGGGCCAACGUUGAGGACCCCGCAUUUAUCGAUGCACCCUUCCUUGUCGUCGGGCCGGCUUACACUCCCGAGCUCGUCCAGAUUAGGUUUAGGGUAGCCACUCCACCGGCUCAGGUGCUGCGACAGGUUAACGCGGCUCGGGCCCCGGAGCCUUGCUUCCACCUUCCCCGUAUCAUUGCUGCGCAUCCGCAGUCUGUUGCCGGCAUAGGGGUUGCAGUUGCGCUCCCGAUCUGGGAACCCAACGGUGCCAUCAUCCUGGUCGAUCUUUCUAGGGUAAAUGGUGCAGUUUUCUCCGUGCAGGCUCCGAACCGGGUUGACCGUCGGACCAUCCUUGCACUAGCGGAGCUGCCGUUGGACCAGGGCCACCAAGCUUAUGUGCAUGAUCUUCCCUGGCCGGUCCCGGAUGGCGGUUUCGUUAAUGUCAGACAUGGGGAUGCGGUUGUUGUCCUUGAGGCACAUAGCCCCCAUUUUGCUACUGCUUCCUUUGUGGACAUUUUGGGAUCCGUGCACGGUUGGAAUGUCGAGUGGGCACCUGGGCUCGAAUACCGGCGCUCUUUCUGGGUCCUCACAGCCUACCGCCCCUUUUUGUUGCAUGUCGAAGCAGACAGACGGGAUUUUUUCCGUGCAGACAUUGCGCAACGCCUUGCUGUGCCGCCAGGACGCUUGUUGCUGUGCCCAACAGAGCCCAACAUUGUCAACUUUGCGCACAUCGGUCUCCCAGCACAGGGGGUUCUUGCGGCCGUUGUCAGGAAUGGCCCCCUUAGUGUGCGGCAUGCUGACGUAAACUUUUUCCUUGAUUGCCGACCCUUGCUCUUAGGGAUUUCCUGGCGCACGUCCCCCGACGGUAUUCUGAGGGCCGAAAGCAUCUGGGAUCAGUACCGGACCCGAUGCCCAGCGGGCUGGGUUCUUGGAUGGAGCCGUGCCCAGAACCGGCCGGAGUUCCUGCACUCUGACAUUCAAGUCGGCGAAGGUGAAGUUAUCACCAUCAACAUACUUCCCUUGGAUUUCUUUGAGGGUUUCGGGCAGAAUCAACCGCCCAGUUAUCCUCCGCCGCCGCCGUCCUCGGAGAGACCCGAUGCAGAUGGUAGUCAGCCGACUGCCAGUGAGCACGCCCGUUCUGCUUCCAGCUCUGACCCCGUUGUAUUUUCAGCUCGGGAUGCGGGUACCGGUGGUUCGCAUAGUUACGGGACUUCGGAAGUAUGCGCUGUUCGCAAGUCCGGCAUACGCCGGCCUAUAUGGUGUUUCAGGCAGAGUCGAGUAGCCAAGUGGCCUGCGGGUUUUAGUGUACGUGUCCCCCCAACGGGCAGCCUGUGGGUCACCCCUGUCCUCCUCUGUCCGGGCCCUUUCACAUGGGUCCUCCUAGUAUUCGCCCUGUUAAGUCAGGUUGGUGUAGUGCAGACUGUUGUCCGUUUGACUAUUGUCUGUGCCUCUCUAGCCGUGCCAGGCCAGGGAGCAGCCGGCCGACGACUUGCACUCUUGGUGCUCAUUGGGCUCAGCUUGCCAACCGCUGAGGCGAUGCACUUUCAACCACCCCUUUCUAUUGCUGGGAGUUGUGCUGGUCCUCCCUAUACUGAGAGCGUGAGCUGUUGGACACACUGCACUCGCCCGUUGCCCACACCUGUGCGAGCUGCCAGGGCUCUCUGUGCGGAACAAGCUCCUUAUGCGCUUGACACCUGGGUAAGCCCUGACGCAGCCGGCAAUGGGCAGGAUACCCUUGAUUUGGAUGUGCUGACUACCCUGCUUGAGGAAAGUGUCUCUGAUCCUGCCAAUGAAGCCUUUUUCCGUGCGGCUACUUUGCUUGAAGUUCUAGCCGAGCAUUUUGCAGAGGGUAGUGCCACCUCCACUGUCAACCUCUCUGUCGCCCCUGAUAGGCGUCCGACUCAAAUCCUUCUGUUUGAGUCCCUCGCUUUUGAUCGAGUACCAUCAGAACUCCAAGCAAAUGGCCAUGAAGAAUCAAGGCUUCCCCUUGUGCAUUGGAAAAGAGGGCUACGCCCACAUGGCAGCGUGCAUGCGACAUGCGAUAUUUUCGGGGCUGACUAUGACCGACGGCUUGCAUUUGGCGAUGUGCCUCUGCCCUUUACGCCUAGGCAGCUCCAUCAGCUCUUCCGUCCUGAUUUCUGCACUCUGUCUAUUGCUGAUUGCCUCGAUGCACUGCAGCCCAGUCAGCGACACAUCCUGCGCCGGCUAGUUGACCAGCCUGAGGAUUCCCUGCCCUGGGACCUCGUAUGCUACACUGACGGCUCCUUUGUGCCGAGCGAUGGGACCCGCAGCAGCAGAGCCGGAUGGGCCUGCAUUUUCCUCCACAGGACCAGACAAGAAUGUGAUAUCAUUUCGGGUACCCUUCCAUCCUGGUGUGUUACCGAAGAUUCCGACCUCUCUGCUUUCAAAGCCGAAUGCUGCGCCCUUGUAGUAGCUUUGUGGUUAGGGACUUCUGUCACAGCUGGGGUCCCGUUUACCAUCCUAUCGGAUUGUCAAGCCGCUGUUGCUAUUGCCAAUGGUGAAGCGGCUGCGCACAGCAGCGGCAUCGCAGUUGUUUUGGGACAUGUGGCGGAGUGCUGCCGCGCAGUCGCAACCCGUCCUGCUGCGAUUGUCCACACUCCAGGCCAUGCAGGGACACUCGGCAACGAGAUAGCCGAUGUUUCGGCUAAAGCUGCUGCACACGGUCUCCCUCAUGGCUGGCUGUCGUGGGAGGUUGACAAAGAGUUGAAUUGGUGGGAUAACCAAGGGGAGAAAUGGUCCUGGGCAAGCCUCGUCUGCCGCUGGGCUGCAGGAGAUGAUGCACUCCCAUCACCCCUUGGUGAUAAUAUCCACCUGGAACGACAUAAUGCAGGUUUGUCUGUUGAGCAGCUCCUUGAGCCGUUCCUGCCUCCACCCUCCAAGAGCUCCGACCUUGAACGAUGGGGUGCCAUCGGCUUGCGCAUUUCCUCCUACAAUGCCCUGUCUCUCGCCACUGAACGGCACAGAGUUGCCGAAGAAGGGCUCGCGUUCCAGCCGGCCCGACCGGCCCUGCUCGCAGGGCAGUUGCACGAAGCGGGCAUCCACUGUGCAGCCAUCCAGGAAACGCGUACGGCAGAAGGUGUUGUCAGCACGAGCGGCUUCCUUCGCUUCUGCUCUGGUGCUACCAAAGGCCAUCUGGGUGGCUCUGGGGCGCCUUCCACUAAUCGUAGGCCGGGCAUUGACCUAAGGGCUCUCACCGAUCCGGCAAAUGCUGGUACUGUUGAUGGAAUUCUCCAGCGUGCCCCUAGGCCCGAAUGGUCAGUCUCGGCCGAUGCUCAUGUGGCGAUUGUGACCUCGUAUUUGCAAACCAGCCUUGCUCAGGCAUUUCCCAAAACCAAUCGGCGACCCUUGCACCCGUACCUGUCAAAUGAUGCGUGGGACUUGCAGCAGCAUGUGGCUCGCCUUCGUCGUAAGUGUGUUGCUGUUAAGCACGCCAUCCGAAGACAGACCCUUUGUGCCGUUUUUGCUGCUUGGAGGCACUUACCUCAGGUUGCGCCUGCAGGCUCAGCAGCGUGGCUGAGGGACUGGCAGGUCGCUGAUGCUUUGUAUGGCUUUCGCCUUGGGGUCUUGGCCAAAACCCUCAAGGCUCGCUGCAAAGCGGACCGUGCGGCCUAUCUUGCCAAUCUUGCUGACGAGGUACAAGCUGGCCGAGCCUUCGCUUUCCAGUCUGUCAACCGCAUGCUCGGCCGGCGCCGUAAGAAACCUUUUGCCCCGGCAGUUUUACCUGCGGUUCAGGAAUUAGACGGCUCACUUUGCGCAUCCCCAGAAGCAGCCAUGCGCCGUUGGCGUGAGCAUUUCAGCGCCCUUGAAGACGGCGUCGAAGUGUCCCGGGAUGAGCUUCCUGAGCUCUCGGCCUUGUGUCAAGGGGCGGACUGGCCCAGCCCUUCGGACGUGCGAGUCUUGCCAACACCUCUGGCCUUGCAACAGGCGCUGCUGGCCGCCAAGCGUGGCAAAGCGAGCGGCCCAGACUCGCUGCCCGGAGAACUUGGUCUGCUUUUCGCACCGGGCAUGCAGAGACUGCUCUACCCGUUGCUGCUCAAAUUGGGGCUUUUAGGUGAAGAAGCUGUAGGCCAUAAGAGUGGUUGCCUCACGUGGCUAUGGAAAGGUAGGGGUUCCCAAAGCGACUGUGCCUCUUUUCGGGGUAUUCUCUUGCUUUCGAACCUGUGUAAGUCGUUACACAGGGCAUACCGUCCGUGCAUACGGGACCACUUCGAAGCCCAGACCCCUCCCUUGCAAUUAGGGGGCAAGCCCGGCGGCAGCGUUAUUUUCGGUUCGCACCUUGCGCGUACCUUCAUGAGAUGGAGAGCGGCCUCCGGCGGGUCAUCUGCCAUCCUUUUUGCCGACGUUUCCUCUGCCUACUAUUGUGCUAUCAGGGAGCUCACUUCUAAGAUGCCCGUCCGUGCAUCUGAGCAGGGUGAGGAGCUCUGUUCCGAUGACCCCAUGACCCUGGAGUUCCAAUUGCGUGCUCCCUCUGCCAUGGAGCGCACAGGAGCCAGUCCGUGGCUCCAAGCCCUAACUACUGCCAUUAAUAGUGGCACGUGGAUGCACCUGCAAGGUGACCACGUGCCGGUCUCGACCCGGCGUGGAACCCGCCCGGGCUCUGCUUGGGCUGACCUUAGCUUUGGCAUCUUAGUUGGGAGGAUCCUUCAGCUGCGGGACUCAUGCAGGGCACCACAGCGCCAGGACUCGGUUGUGCCUUCGGUCCCGUGGGACGGUGCCAGACAUUGGGGGCCGAUUGAGGCCUCGACCCAACAUAUCGAUUUAGAUGAUCUUAUCUGGGCCGACGAUUUAUCGACUUUCCUGCACAUCAACAAUGCCGUGGAGGCUGCCUCCAUUGUUGCGGUUGAAACAGGGGCCCUGUCAGACGCUUUCAGCGGACACGGCCUCCAGCUUACUUUUGGACAGCGUAAAACAGCGGCUUUGAUUUCGCUGCGUGGACCCGGGGCUCGAAGUGCUCGCCGAAACUUGUUUUCGGGCCAAGCGUCUCUCUGCGUCUUGCGUGAAAGCCAAUCACCUGCAAGCUUGCCGCUGAUUGAUACUUAUCGUCACUUAGGUGUCAUGCAUGCCCGCGAUGGAGCCAUUCGUUCUGAGGUUCGUCACAGGUGCUCUGCCGCUUGGGCCACUUUCCGUGAAGGUCGUACGCGGCUUUUUCGAUGCCGCCGCAUCUCGCUUCGUCGACGAGGUGUUUUGCUUAACAGCCUCGUCAUCAGUAAGUUGCAGUUUGGCUGCGGAGCUUGGCCCCCCCUCGGGCAAGGUGAUCUCCGCAAAUUUGCAGGGGCCGUCUUUGGUCUAUAUCGUGCAACCCUUGCGCUUGGCCAGAAUGACGAUCAACACCUGUCCCUUGCUGCGAUUUGUGCAUUGCUCGAUCUGCCUGACCACAUGACCAUCAUCCGGGCAGAACAACUGAGGUAUGUCCGCCAGCUUUGUUGCUCCGGUCCCGAUGCGCUUUGGGCGCUCAUCCGUCAGGACGGUGCAUAUCUGGGAGAGCUCAGGUCCGCGAUGGAGUGGCUCUAUGUUCGCGUGCGUGCAACCUGCACGCUGCCCGACCCGGGGUCGCAAUGGCAGGUUUGGAGUGACUUGAUUUGCCACCGGCCUUCAGCUUUUAAAGGCCUGAUCAAGAGGGCUCGUGGGCUAGAGCUUUGCCGCAUUCAGUGCUACGCCGCCCUCCAGGCCCUCCACCGUGUGCUGAAGAUUGCCAGUUGCGGAGCCGAUCUUGAAGAGGUCACAGCAGGUUCUGCAUGCACUGAGGCGUGCCUGAUUUGCAAGCGUGGCUUUUCCAGUCGUGCUGCGUGGGCAUGCCACGCGUCCAAAAAGCACGGAUACAGAAUCACAGCCUCUAUUCUUACCGGGACUAGAGGAUGCACGCUUUGUGCAGGCUGUGGUAAGAAUUUUGCCAACUCCGCGAGGUUGAGGCGGCAUCUCCUUCAUUCCGGAGAUUGCAGGUCACAAUGGGGCUCUUUCCGUUCCAUCGAAGCCAACCCGCCCUGCCCUAAUCCAGCGGAACCUCCGGUACAGGUUGAGGGAGUCCUUGAUGCAGUUGAUUCCGCAUGGGAUCCUGCAAGCUACAACAAGGGCCUCUACGACAGCCUCUGCGUGCUUGUCAACCCGACUGCUCUGCAGGUGUGGGCGCUGGUUGUUGACUUUGUUGAGCCCUUGGACAUUUUGCGAGAAACCCUGCGGCGUUGGCAGGACUCCCACGCCCAUACCGUAGGUGUCGCCGAAGCGGCGGAGGACGCCAUCCUCAUGCUGGACCCCUCCUUAUGCUGCGAUACCUAUAGCCCUACGAAGCCACAUGUGUCCGCUUCUGAGUGCUGUGCGGAUCUACCGGGACCGUUUGACCUUCACGUCCCCUUUGUUCUGUCCGGUGCCAGCGCGACCUUUCGGCUUCCUCCUCCUCCUUGCCCGGCCUUUUGCUACCCCUUCAUCGGUGGUGCGCCGCUCGCAGCUGCCCGUAGGCAAUCCUCCUACGUUGAGCACGUAUGCGAUAUUCUCGGCACUGCAGUACAGCAGGCAGCUGCCUCGAGAGUAUGCAUUCUGGCUCCCCAACGGGCGUUAGCUGCUGUCGAGCCGGCAGCAACCUGGCUAACUCUGUCGGGUUUGUUGCAACGGCUGAAGGCUUGA
Messenger RNA from Symbiodinium sp. CCMP2592, 11943 nucleotides. The record is from the annotation of a GenBank genome assembly. NCBI's taxonomy places the organism in Eukaryota, Dinophyceae, Suessiales, Symbiodiniaceae.